Aspergillus versicolor CBS 583.65 is the source of this 1026-nucleotide messenger RNA. Its product is annotated as SRR1 family protein. The transcript is spliced from 4 exons. The record is from RefSeq and is a predicted model, not a curated record. NCBI's taxonomy places the organism in Eukaryota, Fungi, Ascomycota, Eurotiomycetes, Eurotiales, Aspergillaceae. Bases 1 to 1026 code for a protein of 341 amino acids.
AUGGGUCUCACCAUCCUUGACGACUUCAGCGACGAUGACACACUCUCCAAAAUCCACACAAAACUCGAGCACCUCGCGCGCAUCUACAACUCAGGAAAACCGCUAUUUCCCCGCCAUCUUCUUGCCGAUUUAAACACGCAGAUUGAUCAGGGAAAUGAGGAAGUCCACAUUGACGACUUGGAUGAUGUGAGCCAUACGUACAGCCUGAAGGUCCCAGCUUGGUGUGCGGAUUUUGCCACAUCCUACCGUAUUGGCUAUAGCAGCAUUCAAAAUCUCACAUGCAUUCACCCGUCUUUUCCCGAAAUAAGCCUGCGCGACAACAGCCCUGUUUCUAUCUGCUAUACCUCGUCGGCGGAUUUUUACCCCAGGGCUUCACUCGAAGAAGUUGACCGCAAAUACGCGCAAAGCGUGGAGACAUGGGAAGAGAGUGAGACGUGCCGGACGCUUGUGGCAAGUUUGGAGAAGUUGAAGGCCAGUGGCGCACUGAGUAAGUCUAUUAGGAAGAUUGUGGGAUUUGGGCUGGGGAGUCUGAGCUUUUUGGAGGAUCAGUAUCAUUGUGCCAGAGCGCAUGCACAGCAUGCGGCUAUUCGGACGAUGGCUAAGGCUUUGAAAGCAAGGGGGAUGGAUGUGGAUGGCGACAUUAAAUGCUACGCACAGGACCCAGCUUACAAUGAUGUCGACCAAGCACUACUCCGGAAUAUUGGGAUUGAGCCGCUUGAUGACCCGAAAGGGUUUCUGGAAAUCGAUGAAGACACCCUCGUUUUCAGUGUCAGUCCCAAUGUGCCCGUCAAGCAGGUUGUCGCAGAUGUACAGUGGCCUGGGGCGAUGAUUUGGAAUACAGUCAGCCUGGAGGAGAAAGAGGCGCGGUGGGAGAAGAAAAUGCGCGACGGUGAGGAAUUUUGGGUUGUGCCUUUUACAACUGAUCCAGAUUCGCAGCGGGUGCGGAAGAUGGUCCAGCAUUACACAAGCAUGCCUUUGCACGACUCUGACGAGUUUCUCGGUGAUUUGACCAUUUACGUCAGAUGA